Messenger RNA from Mycotypha africana, 1389 nucleotides. Its product is annotated as aspartic peptidase domain-containing protein. Gene Ontology annotation, molecular function: aspartic-type endopeptidase activity. The coding region runs from base 1 to 1389 and encodes 462 amino acids. Gene Ontology annotation, biological process: proteolysis. Lineage: Eukaryota; Fungi; Mucoromycota; Mucoromycetes; Mucorales; Mycotyphaceae. The record is from RefSeq and is a predicted model, not a curated record. The transcript is spliced from 3 exons.
AUGUUGUUUCAAACAGCCCUUCAGCUUGUGUCUAUAACUUCCCUGCUUACACAAAUUCAGACAACGUCUGCUGCUGUGAGGGCUAAACGUAGCGAUAACCCACUUGACGCGCAUUCGACGACGGCUACAACCGCACCUAUACAUGUAUCCCUUGUCGAAAAAAGAGCAACAUCUAGCAUAGGCAAACGUUCAACGGCAUCAGAGAUUCCACUGAUGGACGAUAUAAACUCUAGUCAGUUUGGUAUUGAAGUGCAAAUAGGCACCCCACCACAGAAUUUCGUACUUAUGUUGGAUACAGGCAGCACAGAUACCUGGGUCUCUUCCUCCGAAUGCACAGUGAAAGAUGGCUGUCCUGACUUUAUGCAGCACUUUCUUCCACAAAAUUCCAGCACUUACAGAUCCGUUUUAAAUGAUGAUCGUGAAAACGAACACAAUCAUGAAAUGCCAAUAGAUAUUGUAUAUGGUAUAGGUCAUGCAGAAGGCCGUUAUUUUGAAGAUGUGCUCACUCUAACAACCAAAAGUAUGUUGAAAAAUGACUUUCAGCGGUUAGUGUUGGUCCAUAAAACGGAGGGUCCACUUUCGCAUCAGCAGCAUAAAAGUGAGAAAGACGAAGCAGACAUCACUUUAGACGGUGUCUUUGCUGCAGGGUUGACGACGACCACCACAAGGGCAACUUUAAGUAGCAAUACUACUACUGAAGAAGAAAGACAACGCUUACAUUCAACAUCCUCCACGACUGACCCAAUGACUAACCACCCCUUCUUUAUCUCACUUUAUAACUCCAACAGCAUUCCGGAGCCCAUGUUUUCGGUCGCUUUGGCUGAAGGAAGCCUUAUUUUAGGAGCCAAGCAUUCAUCCAAUCAUAGUUACGUCUAUACAGAUGUAGCCUCUGUUGAAACAAGGUGGGAUGCGAAUGUCUACAAAUUCCAAUUUGAAAAUGCUUCUCGUGCUGUCAACUUCAAUUUCAACGAACCCACUCCCGUUGGAGUGGAUACGGGUUCCAACUUUUUGUAUCUUCCAGAAGUGUUGGCUUAUGAUCUCGCAGCGGCUGUAUCGCACAAUACGUACAAAAAACCGACCGAUGAAAGACCUUACUUUUUGAUUGACUGUGAAUACCAAUCAAGUCAUCAGUUUGUCAACAUCUAUUUCCUGCCCUCUUCUUCUGCCUCAUUUACUGGACGGCAAAGGAUCGACAAUGAAGUGGGGAUGAAAAUUUCAGUGAAACAUUUGAUUGCGCAACGAGAAAGUGAUGGGCAGUGUCUGCUAUUGUUUGUUCCUUCCAAAGAUAAGUUUAUCAUUGGAAAUAUGAUUUUGCGCCAUUUUUAUACAGUGUUUGAUUUCGGUGAAGUACCCAAAAUUGGAUUUGCACCCUAUUACCGAACCGAAUAA